AUCAGUGAUACAGGACCCCCUGCUGAGUUGGCGGCGGAGGCGUUAUGGUGUGGUGACAGUGGACUUUGAAAGCCGCAGCCGCUACACGCUCACCAUCCUGUGGAUCACAGUGACGCUGGUGAUUGCCGUCUUUGUACCAGACAUCAGCAAGGUCAUCAGUGUUAUUGGAGGGAUCAGUGCCUUUUUCAUCUUUAUCUUCCCAGGGCUGUGUUUGAUUUUUGCCAUGCAGUCUGAGCCAGUAUCCUGUAAGACCAG
Molecule: messenger RNA, 255 nt
Organism: Xiphias gladius (swordfish)
Lineage: Eukaryota; Metazoa; Chordata; Actinopteri; Istiophoriformes; Xiphiidae
Product: putative sodium-coupled neutral amino acid transporter 8
Exons: 2
Source: RefSeq, a predicted model, not a curated record